GUUCCCAUUUUCGACUUAUAUUUCGUAAACAAUGAUGGCGGACUCCACGUUUGAAAAUAGUGUAAAACUUGGUUUUAUUGAAGAAGAUACAGAUUUACGCUUAUUGAGAAGUCAUUUUUUCCCUAGUAAAGUCGGAGGUAAACCUUCCUGGUUGUCUCUUAGCCCAAUACCUGAAUCAGAAAACUUACAAUGUAUGAAAUGUAAAGGCAUGUUGAUUUUCCUAAUGCAAGUUUACGCUCCAUUACAAAUAAGAGACGAUACUUUUCACCGGACUAUUUUUGUUUUUAUUUGUCCCAAAGCCUCCUGUUGUUCACCGGAUGAUGGUAGCAACUUUAAAAUAUUAAGAUCACAACUAUCACUCGUAAAUAGCUUCUUUAGCAGUGAUCCACCAAAUGAAGAAUUGCGUGAUGAUGAAAACAUGGACAGUUUCCCAAAUGCUGCUAAACUUCAAUCUCUAUGCUAUGUCUGUGGUAUCAAAGGAAAUAAGAAGUGCUCCCAAUGUAAAAGAACUCCAUACUGCAGCAAAGAACAUCAGCUUUUUGAUUGGAAAGCUGGUCACAAGCAAACAUGCUCUCAAGAAUCUGAAAAAGAAGACUACAAAUCUGCUUCAGGACUUCUGUUUAAAGAGUUUGAACUAGUGACUGAAGAAGAGGAAUACUCAGAGGGUGAUAGUAACAACAGUAAGAGCGAGGAAGAACGUCUUAUGGAAUAUGAGCGGCUAAUGAGAUCACCGCAGCUACAGGGGCUGGAAGGCAAGUACCAAGCAGAAGAACUAGAAAAAUCUGCCACAGCUGAGACAGAAGAUGAUAAGAUAUUUUUGAAAUUCAAAAGACGCAUUGGAUCUGAGCCAACGCAGGUUUUACGUUAUGAAAGAUGUGGUGUUCCCUUGUGGGUGUCCUCGACUCAUCAACCAACUCAGUCAGAUAUUCCAAAUUGUUCAUGUGGUGCCCCAAGGAUAUUUGAGUUUCAGGUCAUGCCACAGUUGUUAAAUUAUCUUGCUGUUGAUCGACUGGAUGCUAGUUUGGAUUGGGGAACUUUGUGCAUCUACACCUGCAAGAACAGCUGCUCUAUUGGAAACAUGUAUAAGGAAGAAUUUUUAUGGAAGCAAGAUUUUCAAAAUGCUAAGCUUUGAAGUAGUGAUGGGGAUUUUUUGUUUGUUUUGAGAUUUAGUUUUAGGUAUUAUUUAUUGAUGAAACUGUGUGGAGUUCCGUAAACCAAUCUACUAAAAAAAUAUUUAAUGUUCAUUCUUUAAUUAAUUUUUUAAAAAAGCUUCUUAAAUGAACUAGUAAAAGUGUGGGGCAUUGAAAUAAUAGGUAGCCUUUGAAAGUGAAGUCUCAAUGUUGUUGUGUUGUUUUUUUUUUGACAAUAUUAUCAUAGGAAAGUUUGUUGGGUUUUUUUUACUUAAACUCCAGAGUUAACCUUUUGUACAGUGAAACUUAUUUAACUGCAUAGUUACCUUUUUGCAUGUUAAACUAGACCAUGUGUAUAAGCUGAAUGCCUUAAAUGAUAAAAUAGUAGAUCUUUCCCCACUUGGCACUAUCUGUGGGGAUAGUGUAAUUGAAUGAUUCUCAGAAAAAAUAUGUUAUUCUGAUUCAUUAAUAAAACUUGUGUAUUUUGUUAAGACCACUUUCAAGAUUGCUAUUUAAUAUCUCAUAAGUGUGCAAUAUUUUGAAAUUACAGAGUUACACCCAUGUAAAUAAAAUGUUGUAAAGAGAAAAUAUUUUUUCAUUGAAGUCUUUCGAUUUGCAUUAUGUGUUUUGUAUUUCUCAAACAGUAGUACAUCAUUGUAAUAAUAAUGGUUUUGAGAGACUUAAUCAUAAGUUGUUGGGCUUAGAAUUUGUCAUAUAUUGUCAAUAUUUUGAUUGUUAAAAAAAAAUAGUCAAGGCAGUGACAAUCUAUCUAAGCUAGGUAAAGCUUACUCCUACCAAAUGUGUGAGAUGCAUUCAUCUACUGUUUAUUUGGUUAUCAAUUACAUGGAUAUAUAUGAAUAAUAAUAGCAGUGUUAUUGUUGAUAAAAUAAAAAGUUUUUCUUAAAGUAAAUUUUUCAGAGAAAUAUCUAGUAAAGUCCAAUUGUUUUAAUCUUGUGUUUGAUGAUCAAAUGUUUGAGGACAUGUAUUAUUGAUGAAAAUAAAAAUGUUGAAAAAAAAUCAGGUGUUCUCCCCUUGUUCAUUUUUAGAUUGUGACUUUUUUUUUAAAUGCACACUUUCAGUAAGCUUCAGAUCUACGUAGGGUUACCAGACACCUACAUGCCCAAAGAAUGACAAAAUAGGACAAUGCUAUACAAAGAAGAACAAAAGUAAGACAAAAUAAACUUUAAAAAGUGGACUUCUCUUUAUUUUAUUAAACAUAUAGUAAAUUAUAGGCUCUCUGAGUAUUAAGUUUAAAGUUUCAUUAGAAUAGUUUUGUAGUAGCCCGCACUACUGGUCACGGAGAAGCUUGUCAAAAAUGUUUUGUCUUUCUGUCCUGCAAAUUAUUUCAAAUUGCAGUACUGCCCAUU
Molecule: messenger RNA, 2497 nt
Organism: Biomphalaria glabrata
Lineage: Eukaryota; Metazoa; Mollusca; Gastropoda; Planorbidae
Product: programmed cell death protein 2-like
Exons: 4
Coding region: 32-1132 (366 amino acids)
Cellular component (GO): cytoplasm; nucleus
Source: RefSeq, a predicted model, not a curated record